This is a messenger RNA of Ananas comosus (pineapple), 895 nucleotides long. Its product is annotated as pre-mRNA-splicing factor ISY1 homolog. Gene Ontology annotation, cellular component: Prp19 complex; post-mRNA release spliceosomal complex; catalytic step 2 spliceosome. Bases 161 to 895 code for a protein of 244 amino acids. The transcript has a single exon. Lineage: Eukaryota; Viridiplantae; Streptophyta; Magnoliopsida; Poales; Bromeliaceae. The record is from RefSeq and is a predicted model, not a curated record. Gene Ontology annotation, biological process: mRNA 3'-splice site recognition; generation of catalytic spliceosome for second transesterification step.
ACUAUGAUUUAUAAAUUGCGGUUCGGCUCUUGUAGUAGUCCCAAUCGCUAGGGUUUUGAUUUUGCUGGUCUAAGCCCUUCCUCCGCGUCGUCUUCUUUCCCAGCGAGCCUCUACUGCCCCCUAGGGUUCCGGCGAUCUCCGUCGCUAACGAGCUCCGACAAUGGCGCGGAACGAGGAGAAGGCGCAGUCGAUGCUGAACCGCUUCAUCGCCAUGAAGCAGGAGGAGAAGCGCAAGCCCAAGGAGCGGCGUCCCUACCUCGCCUCGGAGUGCCGCGACCUCGCGGAGGCCGAUCGUUGGCGAUCCGAGAUCCUCCGCGAGAUCGGCGCGAAGGUUGCAGAAAUCCAGAACGAGGGCCUCGGCGAGCACCGCCUCCACGACCUCAACGACGAGAUCAACAAGGUCCUCCGUGAGCGCGCCCACUGGGAGCGCCGCAUCGUCGAGCUCGGCGGCCCCAACUACGCCCGCGGCGCCCCCAGGAUGACCGACCUCGAGGGCAACAUCGUCGACGUCCCGAACCCUAGCGGCCGCGGCCCCGGAUACCGCUACUUUGGCGCCGCGAAGAAGCUCCCCAGCGUCCUCGAGCUCUUCGAGAAGCCCCCGGAGGAGAAAAGGCGCCGCACGCGCUACGACAUCUACAAGCGCAUCGACGCGAGCUACUACGGCUACCGCGAUGACGAGGACGGGGUCCUCGAGAGGCUUGAAGGCCCCGCGGAGGCGGAGAUGUGGGAGAAGGCCGUGGCAGAGUGGCGCCGCCUUGAGAGCAUUAGAAGGGAGGCCAUGAAGGCCGUGAAGAGCGGAGAGGUCGCCACUGCGGGGGCUCCAGAGCAGUGGCACGGCACCGCAGAGCGCAGCACGGAGGUGCUUUUCAAAGGGGAAGAGGAUGCUAGUGGAUGA